This is a messenger RNA of Diatraea saccharalis (sugarcane borer), 2570 nucleotides long. The record is from the annotation of a GenBank genome assembly. NCBI's taxonomy places the organism in Eukaryota, Metazoa, Arthropoda, Insecta, Lepidoptera, Crambidae.
UGCUUUGAGCCGCCGCCCAGGCAGUCGCGUCAACGUAUCGGAUGAAUAUUAAAUCCCCUCCCCUAAUUACGUCACGGGAUGCGAACUUUCCUCUCGGCAUAGCGCGCGAAUAUGAACUGAUUCCGAUAAAAGAUUUAAAUAUUUUGUUCAAUAAAAAAAGAAGAUAAAUCAAUUGAACUUUAUAAGCUGCAGUGUAUCGUGUGGACUGUUUAGACGAAAAUAUGUUGUGGGAGUCCAAUUUUCUCGAGGAAUCUGAUACGAUGCCACAAACAGUACCCCGGUCUGGGUGUAGCCCACCGUCGGCGUCACAAGGCGAGAGAGCCGUACCCGGAUCGCCUGCAGACCUUCAGCAUUUGUUGCGCUUCCUCGGCGCUGCAUCUCCCCCAGAACCCAUGCUCCAUUCUCCUCACACACACGUUAAGCCGCCACCACCUCCCUAUCCAGAAGAUACUAACAUCCUAGAACGUCUUUACGACUUUGAAGGAUACCCCUCUCCCUCCCCCUCAUCGGACGAAGGAUCAAUACCAACAGUAGCUUUACAACCAUCUUCACCAUACAAUACUCAACAAUAUUCUUCCGUAUAUAUCAAAGAGGAACCCAACAGGCUGGCAGUCCCCGGCUUUGCAUCUCCCUAUCCUUUAUCUCCUUCAGAAUCUUGCGCGUCAUAUGGCAGCCAUAAUCAAUAUUCCUCUCCAGCACCACAACACGAAGAAUACAUUGAUAUUGAAGAAUUAUUAAAAGAGAAUCAAAUUUUACAAGAAAGUGUACAACACAAUUAUAUUACUCCAAAAAUAGAAGUAGAAGAACCGCGGGACCACAUACUACUCAGAUCAGCUCUUGAAGAUACAACAUUCCAAAAACGAUUGAAUCUAAAACCUAUACCUUUGGAGUUAGGGGCUAUCAAAAUGGAAGAAAGCAGUGGAGGUGACGAAGCUCUCGUUGCACCGGACAUCGACCGCGUGCUCUCUAUGGCCAUCGAACAAUCCAAGAGAGAUGUGGACAACACAUGUACCGUACUAGGAAUUUCACCAGAUCCUAUGCUAUGGAGCACAAGUGACGUUAACUCGUGGGUCAUAUUUACACUACAACAUUUUAACCUUCCCAUGGUACCAGCGGAAUACUUUGCUAUGGAUGGUGCGGCACUUAUGGCGUUGACUGAAGAAGAUUUUAAUCAUAGAGCACCUCAGGCUGGUAGCACACUGUACGCCCAAUUAGAAAUCUGGAAAGCAGCAAGGCAUGAAGCGUGGAGGACGUCACAUUGGUCUGAGCAACAGCAGACUUCGCCGAACCCCACUACCGCCGGCCUGCCUUCAGCCGAUGAUAUGAGCGACGAUGAUGAUUCGGAGUCGGCUGGCACAAGUGCUGCCCCAGGCGGUGGCAAGGCUAAGUCUGGUAGCACACACAUACACCUCUGGCAGUUCCUAAAGGAGCUAUUAGCGUCACCUCAUGUUCAUGGUUCAGCGAUACGGUGGUUAGAUAGAAGUAACGGUGUUUUCAAGAUUGAGGAUUCGGUGCGUGUUGCUCGACUGUGGGGCAAGAGAAAGAAUAGGCCCGCGAUGAACUACGACAAGCUUUCGAGGAGUAUCAGACAAUACUACAAGAAAGGCAUCAUGAAGAAAACUGAGAGGAGUCAGAGGCUUGUCUACCAAUUCUGUCACCCGUACUGCUUAUAAUUGUGCAGUACCAAAACGUAGAUGUUUAGUUAUGUAAAUAAUUUAUUGUAAAUACGCCGCGGUAAUGCGGUCGUCGCGACGACUGUAUCAGUUUGAUGCGCCACCUCAAACUGAUUGCAGUCCGAGUAUGUUUCAUAGCCGAAUUUUCGAGCGUCUACUAUUCGGACCUUGUUUUAUUAGGCUCUAAAUCCCUCCAUAUAAUUCGGGAAAGGUAAUUUUCUCUAGAAUUCUAUUGGACGGGAUCGCUCGCUAUUUAGUUUCGUAAGGUUUUUUUUACCAGCGACUAGGCGCAAACGAUGCGUUCGAAAUUUUCUUUUUGUGAAAAAGCAAUCGUUUCCGUCGAAAGCUGGUAAUGUUUAUCCCAUAUAUCUAUGAUAUAUUUCUAGUACGUUCUAUGAACUUUUAGUUGUUUAAGUGUUUUGUAAAUAAAAUGAAUAUAAAAUUCAUCAUUUAAAAAUAUCAUAAUUUAAUAAUAAAUAAAGUCACGUGUUGUGUACUAAUAGUGAUGUGAAAAGAGAUUAUUCUCAUGAUAUUUUAUCGUUAAAGAUUCUUGUAAUCAUUUAAUUAAUAUUGAAUUAGAUUAAUAAAACCUUUGACGAGUUACGUCAAACAGAAUUGUAUAUUAAUAUAAGAAAUCGCUAGAGGCGGUUGUUUAAAAUUUGAAUUGGGUCCUUCAAAAUAGAAAUUUUGUGCCAAAUAGACAUGGUAUAUAGCUUUAUUGGGGGCAAAAUUGAUAAAAUUGUGAUUGUAUAGUACCCGCCGAAUGUACAUAUUAUUAUAUGUUAUUAAGGUACCGGUGACGGGUUAGAGAUUAUCGUAAAAGAUUUUUGUUUGUAUUUUAAUACGCAGUUAGCGUUCUAGUUUGAAGCAAUAACAACUAUUACUGGACCAAACUAA